AGUUGCAGUUUUUGAGCCCACGGCAAAACCUAUGCUGAGGUGUCUUGUCGGAGUAAUAAAUGAUAACUUCUCUACAUAGAAAUUAUGGAGCAAUCUGAGUGUCUUUCAUUCUUAAAUAUUACCCAAGGUCGUUUUGGUCAACCCUUAUUGAAAAUCUGUGAAGUUUUGAAGGUGGAGUUGUUCACUAUUCCUCACCUUCCCCCUUCUGCUGGCCUCAGUACAAACAUUGUCUCUAUAUAAUAAGAUGCAACUCAUUUGUCUUCUUUAAUCUACUAGUUAAAGAAGACAAAUGAGUCUUGGGUUGAGCUGUCUGCUUUGGUGGCGGUUUCUCAUGUGUUCGUGCACAUGCAGCCUUUUGUUUGUCAAAGGGGCAUUAGUGAUCUUCAUCCUCUAGUCUGCAGGGAAAAUGUGAUUUUCUCAGAAGACAAAGCUGCUGUUUUUUACCGGCUUUAUUUGCAGGAAGCACGUGUGCGGCGGAGCCGGCGCCGACCAAACCUGGGCCAACUCCUUUGGCACAAGACAAAUCGAUAGAAAGGGCGGAGGAUUCAACCGUGCACAGAACAGCAGCAGGGGAAAACAAUGAUUAUAGUAUUAAAGCCGCAAAGCAAACCAUACACCCAAGGAUCAGAGCGGCUGCGGAGCUGUUUGUCCCAUAAACAAGUAAAGUCAACUCUGUUUCCCAAGUGCUGCUCGUUUCAUGUUGCUUUCCCUGUUUUGGGUCGCACUUCUAAAAAACCACCUCUUCUCAAUUCACAGAUGAGGGUGAGGCUUCUUUUAGACACUCUAACUGAAUCCAGACAGCGAUUUGAUGACCUCUCAGGAGGAAACGUGAGAUGUAGGAUGCACACUUUGAAAUGGAUAUGGGUGCCGAUAAUGAUCUUUACACCUCUUAUUACAUCACAACAAGCAGUAAAGCUCCAUGUGUGUUGAUAUUAGAUGAUAUAUUUGCCUCUGUUACACCCUGCUGACCUGAGAGUGACCCAAACAAACUGGUCUCCUUGAGCUGAGACAAUAGGUCUGAAAGGUAUUUGGACAGAGACGUCUAUAAAAAGAAUAAUUGUUUUAUACUUUACAGCAGCCGACUUCAGCUGCUGCUCAUCUUUGGAAGCUGUGUACAAAGGAAAAAUGAUACAAAUCUGUCAAACUACCAAGUGUUGGACCAUACAUUCAUGUGUUAAUUCUACUGGAACACAUUAGCAUCCUAUGGGAGCGAGUCAGCCAGUAGUCAGCUUAGGCUUUAAGUGUAAAGAACAACAUGAGCAUAAGCAGGUUUUAGGUACAGCGGUGCGUUCGGGUGCGUUCCGAUCCAGCGUAAAUCUCUGUUGCGGCCCCACAUGGGCCACUUAGCCGGUUCCUACAUAUCGGCACAAUAAGUCCAUCACUUACUGUACAGGACAAGUGUGGACGUAUAUAUUGAGUUUGUAAUUACUGAGCUACUAAGCAACUAAAUGAGCCUGAUGCAGUCUGCUGCUCUUUGCAUUAGCUCCACUAUAAACACAGUUUAUAGCAGUGUUUAGUUUGUCACGCUCGGUUUAAUGUGGGUGAUUUUGGUGCAGCUUCUGACAUCUGUGCGUUGACGCUAAUGUCACGUCUCUCCUGAUACAGAUCUAAAGCAUUUCAAAAUAAAUGACUGUCAAUCACAGGCCCUUCAAUGCUGUGACCCCUCCUGUCGUUCACCUGGAGGAGCAGGUGUAGCGUGAACCAUUAAACUCAACGGUUCAGUUACGGCACUUCGCAAAGAGCAAUGAAACAAGCACCUCAUGCAUUUACCUUUUAUCACCCACUGUUUCUAGGUUAGUUUGAGCUCCGUGCUGAAUGUCCACAGAAUACCUGCUUUGUGGAUCAGACCGGUGACCCCGCUCAGCUGGCCUCGUUUACAUGGGUACCAGAACAGUAAGCUCUAAGUUUUCUUCUAGGUCAGAGGAGAAGCAUGUAAAUAACAACUCCAGAGUUAUGCAAACUGGGUCAGAGCAAUGCUUCCCUCCCCAACGCAGACCGUGAAGCAGCCAGACCGUGUUUUUAGGGCCGAUCCUGGAACGAUGAUGGGACGGAACAGGCCGACCUCGACGUGUCGUCUGGAGAGUAAGAGGCUUAAAAGUCUGGUUAGAAAUUAGGCUCACAAAGUAGCAGAGUAUCAGAAAUAUGUAAGUUAAGUUGAAAGGUUCACAAACACAGAAAUGAAUAUGAUGAACGUCAUCUACGUUCUAGCUUAUGGAGGAACAUUUGAUCUCUAUGACCUUUUAUACUUUUACUAAGUAGUGAAAGUAGUAGUAGUUUUGUGGUAUACUUAAUAGUGUAUUUUUACUACUAUGUAAUUUGACUGGAAUCUUUCUGUAAAUCAGUCUGCUAUAGGAUCAUAAAGCUUGUGUUAUAGUGUCUCUCAAAGUCCAGGUUUUUCAUCGCAUGUGGUCAAAUGAGUUAAAAUGACCUAACAUUACUUUGCAGCUAAUUCCCUCUGCGCUUGAUUCGUAUUAAAUCUAAGUGGUUUAUUGAAAAGCGCUGGGAUAAAUACACAAGAUGCAGAAGGGGCCCACGGAAGCCAAGGCGCACGUGCGGAGGGUCACCGGUGGCCAAUCAAGUCGGCAGGAUUUCGUUGGCGCUUUCUCUCCUCGCGCGGCCGCUGCGGAUAAAAGGCUCGUUCCUCCAACGCACCCUCAGACCUCCGAGCGACAAACCAGCGCCACGAUGCUGCAGCUCCUGACCUUCCUGGUGGAGAAGCUCUCGCUUCUCUCCAACUUCCACCUGCUGGAGCUCAGCUGGUGCGGCGCACCGGAGCGAGACGCGCAGCGCGGCGCGCCCGCGCCUUUCCGCCGCGGGGACGUGCUGCGCGUGCCGAGGAGCAUCUUCACCCACUACGGCAUCUACUUAGGCGGCAACAAGGUCGCGCACAUGAUGCCCGACAUCCUGCCCGUGCUCACGAGCGACCGGAAGCGCAUCAGCUCGGUCAUAACCAACAAGAGGCUCAUCCUCGGCUGCAUCUACAGGCGCGCGACGGUGCGCGUCGACACGCUGGACCACUUCGCGUACGGCGCACGAGCGGAGGUGAGCCGUGAGUAUAAGAAGAGGAACGGGCAGACGUUUCGCAACGAAGACGUGGCCAGGAGAGCGGAGAAGCUGGUGGGGGAGACCCCGUACAGCCUGCUGUGGAAUAACUGCGAGCACUUUGUGACCUACUGCAAGUACGGGUGUGCCAGGAGCCGGCAAACCGACGAGUUCUGCGGUGGCCUGAAAUCAGUCAUCAGAGACACACGCAGCAUCAUCGCGGCUGGACUGCUGGGGACCUGCUCCGUGGUCUACUUCGGCGCGGUGCCCUGGACUACACUACCCACAAUCCUUAUCCCCUUCACUCUGUGGAUGGCUGGUUAAAGGAGAGGGACACAGACUGACAGAAGCUCACAGGUUCACUGCGAUGUGACUUGUAAUCAUGUUCAUUGUGUGAUUAAAUAUGAGGAGUAGUUUUAUUACUAGAAGAAUAUUUCAGUGUGUAUAUAUAUGUUUUAAAUGUAGUGUACAAUUUUGUAAAUAUAUGUGCAAUAAAUGCAAUAAACAUUUUAUUUAAUUGUG
Messenger RNA from Betta splendens (Siamese fighting fish), 3564 nucleotides. It is a transcript of the gene lrata, whose product is annotated as lecithin retinol acyltransferase a. The coding region runs from base 2518 to 3366 and encodes 282 amino acids. The transcript is spliced from 2 exons. The record is from RefSeq and is a predicted model, not a curated record. NCBI's taxonomy places the organism in Eukaryota, Metazoa, Chordata, Actinopteri, Anabantiformes, Osphronemidae. Gene Ontology annotation, biological process: retinol metabolic process. Gene Ontology annotation, molecular function: phosphatidylcholine-retinol O-acyltransferase activity.